This is a messenger RNA of Protopolystoma xenopodis, 366 nucleotides long. Lineage: Eukaryota; Metazoa; Platyhelminthes; Monogenea; Polystomatidea; Polystomatidae. The record is from the annotation of a GenBank genome assembly.
AUGCUUCCCAGCAGAACCGAUAUCCUCGACCCUACAUCUUCUAUGACUGGGGCAACAAUCGGGAAAUUGUUCAUGCCUUCCCUACAAGCCGCACCUCUCUACAGGCUCUCCUCGGUCAGUAGGCCUCCACCCCUUGUCCGAAGAACGAGGUACACGAAUGCGUCUGUCUGGAAGCGUGUCGGGUUUGAGGGGUUUGUUACCUGUGUGUGUGAGAGAGAGAAAGAGAGAGAGAGCUCAUUCCUGCAGGAUGCUAAGGCAAUCAGAACACCUCGAAGCACACCAUUCACCUUCAACUUUCAGAAUAAGGCAAAAAGACACUCCGGGGCGAAAAGUUGGCAGCAGGAUAGUUUAGCCUCGAGGAGAUAA